Messenger RNA from Amborella trichopoda, 1608 nucleotides. RefSeq names its product flavanone 3-dioxygenase F3H1. The record is from RefSeq and is a predicted model, not a curated record. NCBI's taxonomy places the organism in Eukaryota, Viridiplantae, Streptophyta, Magnoliopsida, Amborellales, Amborellaceae.
UAUCCUACCGAGGUUAGGGAAGGGUAGAUGGGCCUCUCGAAUAAAACCCACACUAGAAUCACACCGAGGGAAAAUCAGUAGACAAGUGAGAAGCAGAAUGGCGCCCACAUCUCAACCCUUCCUCCCAACAAUGUCCGACGAGAAGACGCUCCGCCCGACCUUCGUCCGUCCGGAGGACGAACGCCCCAAGGUCGCAUACAACCAAUUCAGCCACGAUAUCCCAAUCAUAUCCCUCGCUGGGAUCGAGUCGGACCGCCGCCCUACCGUCCGUGAGGCGGUCGCCGCGGCGUGCGAGGACUGGGGCAUCUUCCAGGUGGUCGAUCACGGUGUUGACGCCUCCCUGAUUGCCCAAAUGAUCCAGCUCUCCAAGGAGUUCUUCGCUCUCCCGCCUGAAGAUAAGCUCCGCUUCGACAUGUCGGGCGGCAAGCGGGGAGGAUUCAUAGUGAGCAGUCAUCUCCAGGGAGAGGCUGUUCAAGAUUGGAGAGAGAUCGUCACCUACUUCUCGUACCCGGUGAGGUCGAGAGACUACAGUAGGUGGCCUGAUAAGCCUGAGGGGUGGAAAGAGGUGGUGGAGAAGUACAGUGAGGAGCUCAUGGGUUUGGCUUGCAGGCUUUUGGGGGUCUUGUCAGAGAGCUUGGGGCUCGAAACUGAGGCUUUGGCGAAGGCUUGUGUGGAUAUGGAUCAGAAGGUGGUUGUAAACUUUUACCCCAAGUGCCCUCAGCCUGACAUGACGCUCGGUCUGAAGAGGCACACGGACCCCGGGACCAUAACGCUGUUGCUGCAGGACCAGGUGGGGGGGUUGCAGGCGACCAAGGAUGGUGGGGAGACUUGGAUCACCGUUGAACCUAUUGAUGGUGCCUUUGUGGUCAACCUUGGAGACCAUGGACAUUAUCUGAGCAAUGGGAGGUUCAAGAACGCCGACCACCAAGCUGUGGUGAACUCUGAUUGUAGCCGCCUCUCAAUCGCCACCUUCCAAAACCCGGCCCCUGACGCCAUUGUAUACCCACUCAAGUUAGCGGGGGGUGAGAAAUCGAUCCUCGACGAGCCCAUCACCUUCCCGGAGAUGUAUCGUCGCAAGAUGAGCCGUGACCUACAGCUCGCGAGGCUCAAGAAGAUUGCUCAGGAGCAGAAACUUCAUAAAGAGCUCAAGGAAGAGAUCACCCAGCCUCAAAAGCUGGAUGAGAUUCUGGCUUAAAGCAUGGUUGGACUUCCCCUUUCCUUUUCAUAUCUUACCAUGUUGUACGUGCUUGAUGCAUAUAUGCCCAACUGUAUCAAUGUCUCUCUCCCUAAUGUGUGCUCUCUCUUUUAGUGAUUAUGCGCAUUCCUUCUCUCUAAAAGAUUCAUAUGUGGCGGUUUAACUAAACCGUUAUAGUGCUUGAUGAAAUGAGGUGUACAAUGUGAUGGGCCAUGUGGCCCUUCGUAGACCAUAUGUAAUGGCGGUUGAUUGAGUCUAUAAAUAGUAAUGCUUUAUUGUGAUGUAAUGUGGGUAAUGAGAUAGAAGGGGUGAGUUAGGUGUAAGUGAAAGAUUGUGGUUGCUUUAUUGUACUACAGCCUUGUGUUUUAUUCUAAAGCAAUAGUGAAAGUGGCGAUUGAUCCAAUCUAAACUUU